Messenger RNA from Oreochromis aureus, 3602 nucleotides. It is a transcript of the gene hcn3, whose product is annotated as hyperpolarization activated cyclic nucleotide-gated potassium channel 3. Gene Ontology annotation, cellular component: membrane. The transcript has 7 exons. Bases 529 to 2382 code for a protein of 617 amino acids. Gene Ontology annotation, biological process: transmembrane transport; potassium ion transport. The record is from RefSeq and is a predicted model, not a curated record. Gene Ontology annotation, molecular function: voltage-gated potassium channel activity. NCBI's taxonomy places the organism in Eukaryota, Metazoa, Chordata, Actinopteri, Cichliformes, Cichlidae.
ACAAGCCGAUUACUGAAGGCUACUGAGCCCUCUCUGUCAAUAUGCGUCUUUCCUCUCACGGUCAGACGGGAGGAGGACACAGCAGCCCACAGCUGAACUUUCAUUUUUCCGUUUCUCACACGAAAAAACUUUUUUUAAGGGAACUUUUUUUAAUGGACCUACUCCACGAGAACGCACGUGAAGAAAGACUGGAUGUUUUAUUUUGUAAGAUCUGAUUUAUUCCGUAAGAUGUGUGUGUGUGGCACUCUGCGAAGCAAACGGUGACCUCCAGGUACUUAAAAGUGUUUUUUUGGUUUUUUAGCGGCUGCAUUAUAAUUUUUUAAAGUAUAGCAGCGAAUGCUGUUCAUAAUUUGAUCUUUAUGCAUUUAAUUUAUGUAAAGGAGGUUAAAUUUGGAAGCCAAAUGAAAAUGCCUUGCGCACUAAACUUUAUUAGUAAGUGAACUUUACCAUCGGGCUCCAACAAGCCAAGUGAGGAGGGAAAGUAAAACCCCCUCUCCGCUUCGCUCACCUGCAAGUGCAAAGUGUAAAAUGAGCAGCCCCUCCAGGAGUUUAGACGGACAGAAAGGUGACGGCUCUGGCACCAAACCGGAGACGCCCAGGUACCGCAGCUGGAGCAGUCUCCGCUUCUCCAAAUGGAGAAGUGCGUCCCAGAGGGCAACCCCGCCUGCCACCCCUUCCCCGAAGACAGAGAAGAGGAGCGACGUGAGCAAGACGCUCUUCUCCCUGGUCAAGACUCACAAUGACGACUACACAGCGGAUCCGGAUGGCCUCCUGGAGACCGACGGAGAGGGCGAAGGAGACAGCGAUAGCCAGUCUCAGGACCAGGCCACCUACUUCCAGAAGCAGUUCGGCUCCAUGCUGCAGCCCGGGGUCAACAAGUUCUCCCUGCGCAUGUUCGGCAGUCACAAAGGUGUUGCUGCUGAGCAGGAGAGGGUUAAAAGCUUUGGAGUGUGGAUCAUACACCCCUACAGUGACUUCAGGUUUUACUGGGACAUCGUAAUGCUCCUGUUGAUGAUGAGCAAUCUUGUCAUUUUGCCCUGGGGUAUCACCUUCUUCGAAGACCAGAACACCAUGCCCUGGAUCACCUUCAACGUCCUGUCAGACACACUCUUCCUCAUGGAUCUGGUUUUCAACUUCCGUACGGGCAUUUUGGGAGAGGACAGCCACAUCAUCCUGGACCCCAAAGAGAUCCGCAUUCAUUACCUCCGCACUUGGUUCCUGGUGGAUUUCAUCUCCUCCAUCCCUGUCGACUACAUCUUUCUCAUCGUCGACCUUGAAUCCCGACACGAGUCAUCAGACGUGUACCGUACCGCCCGUGCACUUCGCAUUGUGCGUUUCACAAAGAUCCUCAGUCUGCUGCGUCUUCUCCGUCUGUCUCGCCUCAUCCGAUACAUCCACCAAUGGGAGGAGAUUUUCCACAUGACUUAUGACCUGGCCAGUGCUGUGGUGCGUAUAGUCAACUUGAUUGGCAUGAUGUUGCUGUUGUGUCACUGGGAUGGCUGCCUGACCUUUAUGGUACCUAUGCUGCAAGACUUUCCUCCAGACUGCUGGGUAUCCAAAAACAAUAUGGUGAACUCUACAUGGCACAUCCAGUACUCCUACGCUCUGUUUAUGGCCAUGAGUCACAUGCUGUGCAUAGGAUACGGUGCUCACCCUCCAGAGGGCAUGACCGAUGUUUGGCUCACCAUGGUCAGCAUGGUAGUCGGGGCCACGUGCUACGCCAUGUUCCUCGGCCAUGCCACUAACCUGGUCCAGUCCUUGGACGCCUCGCAUCGGCAGUAUCAAGAGAAGUAUAAACAAGUGGAGCAGUACAUGUCAUUUCACAAACUGCCAGCAGACUUAAGACAGAGGAUCCACGAUUACUAUGAGCAGCGAUUCCAAGGCAAGAUGUUUGAUGAGGACAACAUCCUUGGAGAGCUCAGUGACCCACUCAAGGAGGAGAUUGUCAGCUAUAACUGUCGUGGACUCGUAGCCAAUAUGCCACUGUUUGCCAACACUGACCCUCAUUUUGUGACGGUGAUCCUGACCAAGCUGCGUUUCGAAGUCUUCCAGCCAGGAGAUUUUAUUAUACGAGAGGGAACGCUGGGUCGGAAAAUGUACUUUAUCCAGCACGGCACCGUCACCAUCAUCCCACGCGGUAGUAAGGAGAUUAAGCUCAGCGAUGGAGCAUAUUUUGGGGAGAUUUGCUUGCUGACACAGGGACGACGCACAGCCAGCGUGAGGGCUGAGACCUACUGCCGUCUGUACUCGUUGAGCGCGGACAGUUUCAGCGAGGUCCUGGAGGAGCAUCCUCUGAUGAGGAGGGCGUUUGAGAGUGUGGCCGUGAACCGACUGGACCGCGUUGCGCGCAGACCGAGUUAUCAGCCAGUCCCAGAUGAAUGACUCCCUCAGCACCAUGAGAAAAACAUUCCAGCCAGACUCAUCGAGCACAUUUGUCACAUUUAAACUGCACAUGACAAAGAUAUCUUCUAUUGGAGCAUGCUGAUGGACAAUCAGAUAGCGAGACCUACUUAAACUUAUUAGUACAGCAUUACUGCACUGAGGUGAAAAUAGUCUACCUUCAGUGGUUUUAUUUCAUUAUUUGAACUUGAAUAAGCUGUAAUAUGUGCUCAUGUUUGUAUUAGAGCUUUGUUUUGAUUUACAUGAGCUUUUUAUUUAUUGAUUGAUGUACUGAUUUAUUAAUGAAUUAGUUUUUGUUUUUUUGUUUUUACCAAGAGUCUGUCUGGACUGGUCUCUUUCCAGCUGUAAAUACCUCUUUUAAAGCACAUUUUAGUGGCCUGUAGUGCCACUUUGAUUAUCUAUCAGAUCAUCCGUCCAGGAUAUUGACAGCCUACAGGAGCAGCAGCUGGUGUUACAUCAUUCAGCUUUCUGUGGCUCUAUUUUAAAUGAUCCUUCUCAUCUGUAGGUUGCCUGAUGUCAAGAUGUAAUGCUGAUGUUCACAGAAGAUCAGUUGCGGUUAUGUAAUAUCUCCAGCUGUACACAGACAGGUUUCACAGAGGUCAUAUAAAGAAUAAUUUAUACCCAGUAUUAUUUGUUUCCAUACUAUUUUUGUUGCAUUUUUUCUGGCAUAUUGUUUAUUUAUAAUGUAAAACUAAUGAAUGAGAAUAAAGUCUCUAAAGGUUAACUAGUUGGUAACUGUCAGAUGAUGCUGUUGUAUAAUGUAAGUUCUAUUUUUGUUAAUAUAUCAGCUGAACUUUCUCAGUUUUUUUACUUCACUUUUUUAGUGAGGUUACAUACAGGGUAUACAUGCAGCAUUUUUCACAGCAGAAGCCACAGCUGUAUCUAAACAUCAACAAUGUAGUUAUUAGAAGUUUAUUUCUGUUCUGUUUUUGCUUAAAAGAAAGAUUUUGCAAAUUUAAAUUGACUGAAUGCUGAUUUACAUUUAGAUUAAUACUGUUUCCUUUUCUCAGGUGCAUUUGAAACAGCAUGAUUUUGAAUAUUUUCAUCUGAUGCACACAAAACAGACCUUUUUGGAAUUUACAAGUUUAACUGAAAUGUCUUUAUUUUUUCUUAUUUUUCUGAUUAUUACCUUUAUAUUGAUGAUGUCAUGUGUAUACAAAUAUCUGUAACCUUGAAGCAUAAAUAUCAAAUAUGUAUUUUUU